Messenger RNA from Musca vetustissima, 1134 nucleotides. RefSeq names its product amphiphysin (gene Amph). Lineage: Eukaryota; Metazoa; Arthropoda; Insecta; Diptera; Muscidae. Gene Ontology annotation, molecular function: phospholipid binding; protein binding. The transcript is spliced from 8 exons. The record is from RefSeq and is a predicted model, not a curated record. Bases 27 to 1112 code for a protein of 361 amino acids. Gene Ontology annotation, cellular component: cytoplasm; plasma membrane.
UCUUCUAUUGUCAUUCUUCGUAGUUUAUGGCCGAAAGUAAAGGAAGCAUGUUGGCGAAAUCUGUACAAAAACACGCUGGACGUGCCAAAGAAAAGAUUUUACAAAAUUUGGGUAAAGUUGAUCGUACUGCAGAUGAGAUAUUCGAUGAUCAUUUGAAUAAUUUCAAUCGCCAGCAACAAAAUGCCAAUAGAUUACAAAAAGAAUUCAAUAACUACAUUAGAUGUAUAAGAGCUGCACAAAUCGCAUCCAAAUCCUUGAUGGAUGCCAUUUUCGAAAUUUACGAACCCCAAUGGAGCGGUUAUGAUGCUUUAAGUGCACAAGUCCAAUCGGCCGAAUCAUUAUGGCAGGAUUUCUCACACAAAUUGGCCGAUCAAGUAUUGAUUCCAUUGAAUACCUAUACAGGACAAUUUCCAGAAAUGAAGAAAAAAGUCGAAAAACGCAACAGAAAACUUAUCGAUUACGAUAGUCAACGUCACUCGUUCCAAAGUCUACAAGCCAAUGCCAAUAAACGUAAAGAUGAUGUUAAGCUGACCAAGGGCCGGGAACAAUUGGAGGAAGCCAGACGCACAUAUGAACUAUUGAACACCGAAUUGCACGAUGAACUACCGGCCUUGUAUGAAUCGAGAAUAUUGUUUUUGGUAACCAAUUUGCAGACUCUAUUCGCCACAGAACAAGUUUUCCAUAAUGAAACGGCUAAGAUCUACUCCGAACUUGAGGCCAUUGUUGACAAAUUGGCUACAGAAUCACAACGUGGUUCAAAUACCUUGAGAAAAGUGACAUCCAAUGCCAUUAAAGCUUCCAGUCCUGUACAAUCACCAGUCAAACAAAUGAACGAUGCCAACAUCAGCAACAGCAUUCAAUAUCAAAAUACCAAUGGUUCUACCAAUCAUGCCACUACUACCGAUUUGCCACCAGGUGUUCUUUAUCGUGUAAAGGCCACUUAUGGUUAUGUCAAGGAAGAUGUUGAUGAAUUGAGUUUCGAGGUUGGCGAUAUUAUUCGUGUUAUCGAAUACGAUGAUCCUGAGGAUCAGGAGGAAGGAUGGCUGAUGGGUGAGAAGGAAGGUACAAACGAGAAGGGUCUCUUCCCAGCCAAUUUCACAAGGCCCAUUUAGGGGGCAGGCAGUAGAAGAGGCG